AUGAUGUAUUUAGUGUUAUUUAUGCUUUGGGUGGCCAUCCGAAGUUCAGGUCCAGAUGAGAAGCUGAAGAAGUCGAUAGAAAACGCUAUGAAGGAGGAUGUCAGCAAAAAGCUGCAUGAUAUUGUGACAAAAACUACGGAGGAUAUAAAGGAAAAGCUAGAGGACGAGAUAGAGCGUCUUAUACACUGGGAGGAAAGAGACGAUAAGAUGGGGUCCACUCAAGAGGCUCAAGGACCAGAGGAGGAGAAAGAAGAAUCAUUUGUAACAUCUGCUUUGAAGAAAACCUGUGGAGGCCUCGUGAUUGUAGUCAUACUUAUAUUGAUUAUGUAUCUGGUUAGAAAGAUUAUAAAAUACUGCCGAAAACUGAAGAGCUGUUAUGAAUGA
Molecule: messenger RNA, 384 nt
Organism: Encephalitozoon cuniculi GB-M1
Lineage: Eukaryota; Fungi; Microsporidia; Unikaryonidae
Exons: 1
Coding region: 1-384 (127 amino acids)
Source: RefSeq, marked provisional